Messenger RNA from Neocloeon triangulifer, 3517 nucleotides. It is a transcript of the gene cos, whose product is annotated as kinesin-like protein costa. The record is from RefSeq and is a predicted model, not a curated record. Bases 124 to 3453 code for a protein of 1109 amino acids. The transcript is spliced from 19 exons. Gene Ontology annotation, molecular function: microtubule binding; microtubule motor activity; ATP binding. Gene Ontology annotation, biological process: mitotic spindle organization; microtubule-based movement. Lineage: Eukaryota; Metazoa; Arthropoda; Insecta; Ephemeroptera; Baetidae.
UUUUAAGAAAUGAUUUAUUUCCAGCAUCUGUUGAUUCGCACCGUUUGUUUUGAUCUGAAUCUCAUUUUAAUUUUGCACAUUUUGUUUCCGUAAUGCCGAAUUAGGACAUUAAAACGUUCCGCGAUGGAAGUGAGCGUUACUGUCGCCUCUAGGGUGAGGCCUCCUCCGAGUGAUGGUCUGUUGCCGGACGAUCACAUCAACAUCACGACAGGGCCUUACCCUGAUGUCAUCACCGUCAACAACGUCAGGUCCUUCCAGUUUGACUAUGUCAUUCCUAUGGAACACUCGCAGCACCAGAUGUUCCAGCAAACAGUCGAGCCGCUCAUUCAAUACGUCCUUGAAGGGUACGACGUUACGAUGAUUGCCUACGGCCAAGUAGAUUCAGGAAAAAGUUACACGGUGCUUGGACCUGGAAUGCAUUGCGCUUUGAGUGAGACUGAAUAUGGAAUGCUUCCGAGGACUACCAGAGAAAUUUUCAGCAGAAUGAAGAAUUUUCCAAAUAGGAAGAUCAAGAUCUAUGUGUCAUUUGUGGAGAUUUACCAAGAAGUAUUAAGAGAUUUGCUCAACCCUGAAUCCACUAACUUACAUGUCCAAGAAGAUCCCUGCAUGGGAGUAAAAGUUGAAGGAACUGAGUACUUGGAGUGCCAAAACACUGGUGAGGUUUUGAGUUGUAUGAUGACAGGGUUAGGCAACAAGCACCCCGAUGAUAAUUCGCACACAAUCUUCACCCUUGUCAUCGACCAACUUAUUCCAUCAAGCGACGAUUCAAUUCUGCAGAAGGUGUCCCAGGUUAUGUUUGUUGACCUGGCUGGCCAGGAAAGGCUGUGCUCGGAAGGAAGUGUCCGGUUAGACACCAGCCUUGCUGCUUUCAACAACCUCGUUCACUCCCUGGCCACUCAAAAGAACUAUGAAUAUCUUCCAUACAGGGAAUCUAAGCUCACACAUUUAUUAAAGACUUCGCUAGGUGGAAGGGCAAUCACAACAUUUCUGUGCUGCGUUUCUCCAUUAGCUUCUGACACUUCCGACACUUUGGCCACUCUCAACUUCGGAGAAAUUGUAAAAGCUGUCAGGAACAGACCUACUAUGAACACUUUUGUUAGAAAACUGAACACUGCUUGUGACGAAAAUGGAACUCGGAAUGUUAACGGAAGCAGUGUGAAGGAACUGUCUGAGAAUAUUUUUGGGAUUGAAUUUGUGAUGGGUCAGUGGAGAAAUUUACUCACUGACGCAGAAGAACUUUUUCAAAAUUUAUCCGAAGGUAAAUCUAUUUCAAGACAAGAAGUUGAGCAAAUUCAGAGGUGGCUGUGUCUGAAGCAGGAAUGCGAGGAAAUUGCCGAGAGCCAGCAAACUGAGAGUCUGAGCAAACUCUUGCAAAAGUCUCUGGACGCAUUAGGACUGAGUGACAUUUCCGAGAAUAGAACCAGCGAGGACGAAACAAAAGCAGAAGCAAACAAUAACAACAAAGCGCCCACCAGCAAAGUCAGGAGCCAGAACAGUGACAGUUCUGACGCCGAGGAAGUGGUUGUCUACAGGGGAGACAUUUUCGAAGGAAAAUCAAGUACCACAACAGGCUCUGACGAUGAAAAAGAGGGCAGAGGGUUGAGCACUCCAGAGCUCCAAUGCAGAAUGCACACUUGCGUCGAGCAAUUCCGUUCAAUGCACAACUCAACCAUUGUGGAAAAUGCCAUGUCAAGCUUGAUUCAAGUUGAAGAAGUCCAGCCAGAGAAAUUUGACUUUAGCUUGCUUUUCAAAGACAGUGUUGAUGUUGAAGAGAAAGAAAGUACAUCUAGAUUAGUAACAAGAAGAAACAGUCUUGUGCCACCUAAAAUUGAAUCUGGCAAAAUGAUGUCUUCUACUGUGUGUGAAGAUAUUGUGAUUAGAAGUCGAGCAACAAGAAACACUCCCCUAACAGAUUCAGACAUCGACGCCAAAAUUAACAAAAAAGAUCUGGAUCCAGUCAAGGCUAAACAAAAUCGACUGAAAAGACUGAUAAUUGAAAUGCAAUCAGCUUACAAAAGAAUUGACGAUCUACAAAAAACUGUGGAACUUAAGGAAGAGCUACUCAAGGAUCUUAUAGCCCAUGCUGACCUCAGACGAUCUUCGAAGCACAAGUUGGAGAUCAAGUACAAAAAAGCCAUGGAAAUGGUUAGCUACUGCAGUGCCAAGUUGGCCCAGGCAGAAAAAUCUGCGGCUGCUGCAAAUCCUCCCAGCAGGCAUCUGCAUGAGAAUGUAGACAAGUGCAAGUCUCUUUGCGAGUACUACAAUGAGCAGCUAGAGGACAUUUCAAAUAUUCACAAGCUUCUUGAAAACACUUCUAAAAAGGCUAUUGACCUUGAGCGAAGUUUGACUAACUCUCGAAGGCAGCUUGAAAAGUUGAAAAGGCAUGUGAGGAAAGAGGAAAAAGUCAAGGAGGCGCUACAGAAAGAGCAGUUGAUGCUGAGAACUGCAAGUCCUCAAAUAAGACCUGAAUCUUGUGGAAUUCCUUUGGAUGAAGAUCUGUCAACUGACGGAUCUGUUGACACUCUAGAGGCCAACGAAGAGUUUGAUAUGGAAGAGGACGAUGUUCCAGCAGCCACACCCGAAAACGAGUCUAACCCACAGUGGCAUCGGAAGGAGAUUUUUAGGUUAAGGAAAACUAAAAAUGCUGUCAUCACAGAUCUCAUUGAACUGAGGCAAAAGCUGAAAGAAACAAAACAGCUGGACAAAAGCGAGCAUUGGAAGCUUUUCGAGCUGGAGGAAGCAAUAGAUGCAAUCGAUGCUACAAUCGAGUUGAAAAAUGAGAUGAUCUGCCGAAAUGGAGUCGAUUUUGCCAGUAAUUACCAAAAAGAUGAGAGCGAGGAAAUGCUUUUAAAGCGACUUUCUGGCCUCACUCUGAAAGAAACCAAAAUGCUUCUUUACAAGUAUUUUAAAAAAUGCAUUGAUAUGAGAGAUGGAGGAAGACAAUUGGCUGCCCAACUAGCUCAGCAGGAUACACAUAGUGAAAUUCUGGCCUGGAAACUCCAUUCUCUUACUUUGCACCUGCACGAAGCUCGGGUGGCUACGGAAAGACAGUUUUUGGCUAAAGAAAUGGACCACCAGGAACAACUACACAAGUUGCUGGUGGCCAUUAGUGACAGCGGACAACACGGUUCCGAGGCUAUGAAAACAGCCAUGGCUACUAGAUUUGAUCUGGAGCUUCGGAAAGGAGACCGAGUUUUGAAAAAGAAGAUGGAAGAGAAAAGACUCAUGCUGCAUACAAGAGGUGGUGGGGCUGGUUCCUCAUCGCAUCACGUUGAAAGAGGUGGUUUCUCAGCCUUGGGAAUUCCUCAUUUGAAUCUCACAGAAUUGCAAGGUGCACUUGCACUUCAGCACCAGCAACAACACGGCCACUCGUCAUCGGGCCAGCAUGUUGUGACCAGGGAAAAAGGAAAACUAGUCAUUCAAAAGAGAAAGGGAAGAGAGUACCAUGACUAAUUUAUAAGUGCCAUUCAAAUAUUUGAUAUUGAAAAUAAAAAAAUUCAAAUUUUUUAAAUGAAAA